AUGGGCAGGCAGGAGGAAAUCAGGGCGAGCAGCGAUUCCUCGACCUUUGUCGACGAUGAUCGCGAGCUUGCAGCGCUUGGGUACAAGCCCAGCUUCAAGCGCGAGUUCAGUAACCUUGCAACCAUUAGUUUCGCGUUCAGUAUCAUGGGUCUCUGCUCGUCGGUGGCGACGACGUUCAAUACACCACUUCUGACAGGCGGCCCAGCUUCCGUCACCUGGUGUUGGCUAUUGGGAGCUACAAUGUGCUUUACUCUUGGCGCAUCUAUAGCAGAGAUAGUCUCUGCGUUCCCUACCUCCGGUGGCCUGUACACGGCUUCGGCAAAACUCGUCCCAGAACGCCACCGUGCAAUCGUCGGUUGGGUCGUGGGAUGGCUCAACAUCCUGGGCCAGAUCGCAGGCUUAUCAUCUACCGAAUUCGGACUGUCCAACAUGAUAUGGGCCGCCGUGGUCAUUGCGAGGGACGGAGACUACGAGAUAACGGACGGCAAGAUAGUAGGCUUGUUCAUAGGGCUAUUAUGCGUCCACGGACUUCUCAACUGCCUGGCGACACGACACCUUGCAAGGUUCACGGUAUCCUUUGUAUUCGUCAACAUCGGUGCUACAAUUCUGAUCAUCAUCGUGCUGCUCGCUACGACAUCUCUCCACGAGAUGCACUCAGCACCUUAUGUUUUCGGUUCACAGGGUGUCAUCAAUGAGACGAAUGGUUGGCCGGACGGCCUAGCCUUCUUGUUCGGUCUUCUCUCCGUACAAUGGACGAUGACUGACUACGAUGCGACCGCCCACAUCGCGGAAGAAGUGCGCCGCGCCGCGUACGCGGCACCUGCCGCAAUUUUUAUUGCAGUCAUCGGCACUGGUGUGCUUGGGUGGCUGCUGAAUAUCAUCGUCGUCGUCUGCUCAGGUGACUUCGCCGAUCUUCCGGGGCCUUCAGACUCGGCCUUCUUACAGAUCAUGACACUGCGAAUGGGCAAAGCAGGCGCUCUCUUCUUGUGGACGUUUGUAUGCCUUACGGCGUUCUUCGUCUGUCAAGCCGGUCUACAAGCUGGUUCGCGUACUGUCUAUGCGUUCUCUCGCGAUCAUGGCUUUCCUGAUCGCGGCUUCUUCGGUAAGAUAUCACCCUUCACGAAGACGCCUAUCAAUGCGAUAUGGGGAACGACGCUCCUGAGCAUACUCCCUGGACUGCUACAGUUCGCUUCGCCCGUGGCCGUAAACGCGAUAUUCGCCCUAUGCGCCAUGGCGCUAGACAUAUCCUACGUCAUCCCGAUAUUCCUUCGGCGCGUCUUCGAACACCACCCUGAGGUCAACUUCAAACCAGGACCUUUCCACCUUGGCGAUGGAUUGCUCGGUUGGGCGGUGAACGUCAACUGCAUCUGCUGGACGCUCUUCGUGUCCGUCAUCUUUUCGCUACCGACGGUACUCCCUGUCACGAGGGCGACAAUGAACUACGCGUCUGUAAUCACAGGCUCCGUCGUCAUCCUCUCGCUGAUAUGGUACUUCCUCGGCGGACGGAGACAUUACAAGGGCCCUGCAAGCGACUUGCAAGAACCCUCUAUGGAUGCCCCAUUCUCGAAUGAUAGAGAGAAGGAUAUAGGAGAGAUUACUGAGAAGGAGGUCUGA
This is a messenger RNA of Peniophora sp. CBMAI 1063, 1614 nucleotides long. Lineage: Eukaryota; Fungi; Basidiomycota; Agaricomycetes; Russulales; Peniophoraceae. The record is from the annotation of a GenBank genome assembly.